This is a messenger RNA of Maniola jurtina (meadow brown), 641 nucleotides long. RefSeq lists its product as uncharacterized. The record is from RefSeq and is a predicted model, not a curated record. The transcript has 3 exons. NCBI's taxonomy places the organism in Eukaryota, Metazoa, Arthropoda, Insecta, Lepidoptera, Nymphalidae. The coding region runs from base 124 to 498 and encodes 124 amino acids.
AGGUACCUACCUAGAUGGUACUGUAAAUACCUAAACACAAACACAUUUGUCCGAUCACCAGUAGCCAUCUACGUGUAACGAAUUAUAGCAAAAAAGGGACAAUUCGCUUUGUUGGUACUAUCAAUGAUUACUAGCCAUGAUUUUCCGGUACGCCACGCCUUCCUAUAUAAAAUGCAAGUUCAAAGUCACGCAAUCCCUAAUGUGGCAAUUGAAACAGGCGACAUGCGACGAAAUAAUGUUUACUUCUUCUUAACUCUUGCUUUAUUCUUAUUUGUGACAUUAAGCUUUGGAUAUCAGGUCACAUUUGAAAACUCUAAAAACUUAGAAAACAGCAAUGCAAUAUCAAGGGAAAAACGUCAACUAGAGGAUUUUGAAAAUGAUGACUACCCCACGCCAUCAGCUCAGGCAGCGGAAGAGGAGCCUGGUUUUUGGGAUAGAAUAGUAAAAGUAGCACUAAGAUUGUUCAAUCGAUUUAUUGAAUGGUUGAACUCUUCUUAAGUAUGUACAGAUUGUUAAGAAAACAUUUUAUUCAUAGUUAUACCACAAUUUUAUGAUGUAUUUUAUACUAAUGGUUAAAUAUUGUAAGAAUCUCCUAAUAUGAAAACAAUAAAACAUUGACAAGGUUUCAUGUCUUACACAAU